Messenger RNA from Rotaria sordida, 335 nucleotides. The record is from the annotation of a GenBank genome assembly. NCBI's taxonomy places the organism in Eukaryota, Metazoa, Rotifera, Eurotatoria, Philodinida, Philodinidae.
CAACAAGAAAAAAUAAUUCAUCAUCAUUAUCAUUAGAACCAACAACACACAGUUCAACAUCAUCAUCACAAGCAACAACGAAUGAUUUAAUAUUAUUAUCACCAACAACAAGAAAAAAUAAUUUAUCAUCAUUGUCAAUAACAUCAGUUAAAAACAAUUCAGUAUUUGUAUCACCAAUAACAAAUUCUGUAGAUCAAACAAUGAUAGACAUAUCUAAAUGUGAUUUAAAUUGUUGUAGUUCUUCUAAAGCAUAUCAUCCACUUAACCCUUUCCGUCCGGAUGUUGCCAUAUGGCAACAUUUAGUUAGUUUUUUGCCCAAAAUUGACCUAUACUAA